This is a messenger RNA of Drosophila simulans, 954 nucleotides long. RefSeq names its product carboxypeptidase B-like. The transcript has 3 exons. The coding region runs from base 1 to 939 and encodes 312 amino acids. Gene Ontology annotation, biological process: proteolysis. Lineage: Eukaryota; Metazoa; Arthropoda; Insecta; Diptera; Drosophilidae. Gene Ontology annotation, molecular function: metallocarboxypeptidase activity; zinc ion binding. The record is from RefSeq and is a predicted model, not a curated record.
AUGCGACAAUCGCCAGCGGACGAGAACCGGAACCUCACCACCAUUACAAUAUCAAACGGAGAUGGGCGGAAACUCAAGAACGUCAUCUUUAUAGAUGCCGGAUUUCAUGCCAGAGAAUGGCUAACUCAUACGGCAGCCCUUAAUAUCAUCGAUAAGUUGGUUGUGAGCUACGAAGAGAACAAGCAACUCCUGCAGGACUAUGACUGGGUUAUUUUACCAUUGGUGAACGCAGAUGGCUACACAUAUUCCCGAUCAGGAAAGAAAUUCACCAAUGAAACUAUCACAUGCUCAUGCCCUUGUGACGGAGAUCUUGAAAUCAAAUGUUGGCGAAAGAAUCGCGAACCCAACAAACAGGGAUGCACUGGAACCGAUCUCAACCGGAACUUCGGACAUGGAUGGGGCAAGGGAGACGCCUCGAGUAAUCCAUGCGAAAUUACAUAUAAGGGUCAUUCCAAGUUUUCGGCAUCGGAAUCUCAAGCAGUGAGAAGAGUUCUUCUCGAUCUGGCAAGCUCCGGACGAGGCGUAUUAUACCUUUCGAUUCAUUCCGCUGUUGGCGAAAUUUUUUAUCCAUGGGGAGCGGAAGCAAUCAAGGCUGAAAACUACAAAGAGCACGAGGAAGUGGUGCAAGCAGGCAUAGAUGCCAUGGCCAAGGCAAACUUUCAGUUCCCCUCCAUAUACAAGCAAGGUCCCUUACAUGGCCUCUACCCUACUGGUGGCACCUCAAGUGAUUAUGCUUAUGAAGUUGGAUUUCCUUUAUCACUCAUUAUGGAGCUUCCGGAAACAAGAGGCACAAUAAAUUUCGAGUUCCAUCCCCCAACGAAUGUUAUUGGGGAACUCGUUGAAGAAACUUGGAUUGGUAUACGCGCCAUUGCAAGCAAAGUUAUCGAAAAGUAUCCAAGCGAUUGGAAUUUUAAUAGGACAUAUGGCAAAUAUUUUUAGAAUUAUAUGUUAUGG